Danio rerio (zebrafish) is the source of this 6743-nucleotide messenger RNA. The record is from RefSeq and is a predicted model, not a curated record. Lineage: Eukaryota; Metazoa; Chordata; Actinopteri; Cypriniformes; Danionidae.
CUGUAUCCCUUCUAGUAACACCAAAGUGAAAGUAACGCUAACAUCCGGACCCUGUUAUUUUCUGGUAUUGAGUUGGUUUUUUCCCCUUCAUUUGAAAGCCGUCUGUUUGGUAGAAAGGUUUCCGGUAACAGAAAAUGGAGGCCAUGAACAGGUUGAUGACUGAUAUGCUUGAGGAACUUGUGGAGGCAGAGCUCAAACAGUUCACCAGGCAGCUGUGGAUGGGUGUGAAACCAGGCGUCGAUCCCAUUCCUCGUGGAAAGCUGGAGAAUAAGGACCGUCAGGAUGUGGUGGACUGUAUGGUGCAGCAUUACAGCAAGGAUGCUGGGAAAAUCGCUGUACAGGCUCUGCGCAGCAUCAAGCAGAACGAGCGUGCAGAUCGUCUCGAGUUGAAUCUGCGGAAAGAUGAUGACUUCUUAGGAGAAGUCCUCAAAAAACACAAGGAAAGCAUAAAGGCCAGUGUAGAUGUGUUUGAAGGCAAGAAAGACAACAAAACAGACAUCAACAAAGUGUACACCGAGCUGUUCAUUACUGAAGGGGACAUGACAGACGUCUGCAAAGAACACGAGGUUCAGAAGUUUGACCUAGCCUUGCAGAUGCCAAGAUCUGAGGACAAACCAAUCGACUGUAAUGAAAUAUUCAAUUUGUUGAGGGGGAAGGACAAGGGAAACGUUGUUCUGACCAAAGGCAUCGCCGGCAUUGGAAAGACGUUCUCUGUGAACAAGUUCAUCCUGGACUGGGCUGAAGGAAGAGCCAAUCUGGAUGUGGACUGUAUGUUUCUGCUUCCAUUUCGAGAGAUUAACUUGAUGAUAAAAGAUGGAGAUGUUAGUCUUCACAAGUUUCUGUUGAAACUUUUCCCUGACAUCACUGGCGUGGAAACGACACCGUUUUAUGAAAAAUGCAAACUGCUGUUCAUCUUUGAUGGGCUUGAUGAGAGUCGCCUGGAUUUGAACUUUAACCUUAGUUCAGUGGACGAUGUCCAUUCUUGCGCAUCCAUCGAUGGUUUAUUUACAAGCCUCAUCAAAGGAAGGCUGCUUCGCUCAUCUCUCAUCUGGGUGACCUCACGACCCGCAGCGGCCAAUCGGAUCCCUUCCUACCAUGUCGGGUUGUUCACUGAGGUGCGCGGAUUCACUGACAAGCAGAAGGAGGAGUACUUCAGAAAAAAGGUCCCAGAUGAAGAUCAAGCUUCCAGGAUAAUCUCCCACAUCCGGACGUCCCGCAGUCUCUACAUCAUGUGCCACAUUCCCGUGUUCUGCUGGAUCAUCGCCACCGUUCUUCAGGAUAUUCUCCAGAAGAACAAAGGGGAGGACAUUCCCUCCACCCUCACUGAGAUGUACAUCCACUUCCUGCUGAUACAGAUGAACAUCAAGAACCAGAAGUAUGAUGAAAAACUGAUACGGGAUCGAACAGAGCUGUUGGGUUCAAACAGAGACAUGAUUUCUAAGUUGGCCAAACUGGCGUUCGAACAGCUGAAGAAAGAGAACGUCAUGUUCUACCGGGAGGAUCUGGCAGCAUGCGGCAUUAACGCAGAUGAAGAGUUCACAGGACUGUGCACUGAGAUCUUCAAGAAAGACUCUGUCCUGCAUGAGCUGAAGGUGUAUUACUUCAUACACUUGAGUGUGCAGGAGUUCCUUGCUGCGCUGCAUGUGUUUCUUUGCUACUUGGAGCUGGAAAAAGACAUGAACUUGACAGAUAGUGACCUGAUGUUCUUCCUGGAGGAUUCACGUCCAAAACAGAAGGAGCUGUUGCACGUUCUGCUGAGGAAGGCGAUCGAUAAAGCGGAGAAGAGCGAUCGAGGGCAUUUUGAUCUCUUUCUGCGGUUCCUGCUGGGCAUUUCUCUCGAGUCCAAUCAGAAGCUACUUAUCGGCAUCCUGAACGAAACAAAGAACAGUAAACAAAGCAUCAGUAAAACCGUUCAGUACCUCAAGCAGUUGCAAAACAAUGACAAAUGCCCAGAUAAAUCUAUCAACCACUUCUUCUGCAUCCUGGAACUGCAGGACAGAACCCUGUACCAACAAAUCAUGAAAUAUCUGAGGUCAAAGACAAAUCGGCCAAAAGUCAUGUCCAGAUCAAACUGCUCAGCGCUGGUGUAUGUGCUUCUGAUGUCACAGGAAGUGCUGGACAAAUUCAACCCAAAGUUGUUCAACAAAACAUAUGCGGGAUGCAGGAUUCUCGUGCCAGCCGUGAGAUGCAGCCGCAAGGCCCUGUUUUCAGACUGUGGACUGACAGAAACAUGCUUUGAAACAGUGGCUUUGGCUCUACAGCUGGAGAACUGUCCUCUGGUUGAGCUGGACCUGAGCUACAACUACAGUCUGGAGGCGGCAGUGAACGUGAUGUGUGCUGGACUCAAGAGCCCACACUGUCACCUGGAGAGCCUCAGGUUGGCCGGGUGUCAUUUAGGGCAGGACAGCUGUAUGCAGGUGGUCUCUGCACUUCAGAGUAUCUCACAUCGUCUAAAAGAGCUCGACCUCAGCGGAAACGAUCUGCAGGACUCAGGACUCCAAAAGCUCCUACAAGGGAUGGAGAACACAGAGAAAAGACUUCAAGUCUUGAGGAAAGUAUUGAUGAUACUUAGGUUGAGCUGGUGUAACCUCACUGAAAUGAGUUGUCAGCAGCUUUCCACGAUUCUGAGCUCCAAUUCGGUCUUUAGAGAGCUGGACCUGAGUAACAAUGACCUGCAGGAUUCAGGAGUGAAGCUGCUCUCUGAUGGACUGAAGAGUCCAAACUGUAAACUAAAGAUACUGAGGUUGUCUGGCUGUAUGGUGACAGAGGAAGGCUGUGGUUUUCUAUCUUCAGCUCUGAGUUCAAACCCCUCACACCUGAGAGAGCUGGAUCUGAGCUACAAUCACCCAGGACAAUCAGGAGUCCAGCUGCUCCAACACACACUGGAGGAUCCACACUGUAAACUGAAGACACUCAAAACUGAUCCUAUGGGUGACCACUUGAUGAAACCCGGGAUAGUGAAGUAUGCAUUCAAUCUCACUCUGAAUCCAAACACAGCUCACGUUCAUCUGCUUCUCUCUGACGGAGACAGAAAGGUGACUCUAAAAGAGAAACAGCCGUAUCCUGAUGAUCCGGAGAGAUUUGAAGAGCAUCAUCAAGUGCUGUCCAGAGAGAGUCUGUCCGGACGCUGUUACUGGGAGACUGAAUGGACGGGUCAGGAAGGCACGGUCGGUGUGGCGUAUGAAAGCAUCCCGAGGAAACCUGAUGAUCUUUUGUAUGGCAGGUGCAUGCUUGGAAACAACAUCAUUUCAUGGAAGAUUACGUGUGGAAGUCGCACACAUGUUUCACACGCUGAAGAAGAUAUUACUGUGAAAUCUCCAUCCUCUGGCUCAUGUAAGAGAGUGGGUGUGUAUGUGGACACAACCGCUGGUGUUUUGUCCUUUUACCACGUCUUUGACACACUCACACACUUGUACACCUUCCUCAUGCCUUUCACACAGCCUCUCUAUGCAGCAUUCAGAGUGGACGGCGAAUCUGUGUCCAUCUGUCCGAUACCGUAAACAGAGGUUUUUAAAUCCGAAGUAGAGGAUGGUAUUUUUUUGGGAAUCGCACGGGUCACGGGAUUUCAGUGGGAUUGGAGUCAUCUUUGCUUUUAAUCAUGGGAUUGGGACAGUACAGGAUAAAAUAGUUUACGGGAGCAGAUGGGGAGCAGGAAUCAACCAAUAGGAAAAUGGCAACAUAAAAAAAUGCACUGCCAUUUUGUAGUUUCCUUUUCAUACGAAUACAAUCAACCCAAGCUCAUUCUGGAAACGUAGCCCCGCGGACGUUUCUGGAGAACGCGAUUUACGUGGCCAGAGGUACGUAAAGGCCGCGUUUGUUUUUUUUUGAGCGAACGCUGCGGGGCGGUGUGGUGCCGCUCCGCCCCUCCUGUUCGCGCUCGCCGGCCGACGGCUCGCCUCCGAGUGGAGGGCUUUCCCGAUGCAAUCAGUUUGUCCGCUUAGCUCACAGCGUUGCGUCGGCGGAGCGGAGGCCCCGGAGGAGGAGCCGGAGCCGGAGCCGGCCACGGUGGACGACGACCGGGAUCAAGGCCGGGGAACAGCAGGUUUCGGAAAUCAGGUAAGACGAAAAACGGAAUCCGAAAAAUAAGGGCGAGAACGUGGCGGGAUCCGAAAACGCGGUCGAAAUCGAAGACGAGGGCUUUUGCUUUUUUUUUUCCGAUCCGGCGGCUUUUCGCGUGAGAACGGCGCGAGCGCGAACGCGCGCGCUCCCGAGAGGCGCCCGAGACGCGAAAAAGCACGCACAGCGGCCUCUCGCGGAUCCGCGAAAACAAUAAACGCUCCAAUAUGUACCUCCCGGGACGUAAAUCGCGGUCCGCAGAAACGUCCGCGGGGCUACGUUUCCACAAUGAGCCCGGGUUGAAAACAAUGCAACGCAAUUUAAAACUAACUGCACAAUCGCUUGCUAACACCCGCGGAGAAAUUGAUGUGGUGAAAAAAUUCUUUGCAGAGGUCAUGACAUUAACAGAACUAGUCAGGAUGGAAAUAUUAAUGAAGUUCAUGAGAGUAAACUGCGAUGAUGAUAGUACGCCCCGUAUGCUGCUUGUAAAACAUGCUUAAUCUUAGUCAAGUACACCAGUUGAUUCUGGGACGAGCAAUCUGAAAAGGCACACUUGUUAAGUCUCGUCUGACCGACAAAAUUGCUCACAACCAUCACAGGUUCAGUGUUUUCACCCUAAGUAAAUUAAAUUUAAUGAAUCGAAUUGAGGUGACGCAGUGGCGCAGUAGGUAGCACUGUCGCCUUGCCGCAGAAAGGUCGCUGGUUCGAGCCUCGGCUGGGUCAGUUGGCGUUUCUGUGUGGAGUUUGCAUGUUCUCCCUGCAUUUGCAUGGGUUUCCUCCGGGUGCUCCAGUUUCCCCACAAUCCAAAAACAUGCGGUAGAGGUGAAUUGGGUAGGCUAAGGGUGCUUUCACAGUUGGUUUUAUUGCCUGGAUCGUACCCAAGUUUGAUUGUCCUCCCUUGCCACCUUCUGCCACCCAGGCUCAUUCCGAAAAUGUAGCCCCGCGGAUGUUUCUAGAGACUGCAAUUUAAGUGGCCGGAGGUACGUGUGGCCGAAUUUUGUUUUUUUUCGAGCGAACGCUGUGGGGCAGUGUAACGCCGGCUGUGAUGGCUCGCCUCUGUGUGGAGGGCUUUCCCGCCGCAACCAGUUUGUCCGUUUAGCUCGCAAUGUUACCUCGGAGGGGCGGAGGCCUAGAGGAGGAGGAGCUGCCGGCCGCGGCAAGGACGACUGGGAUCGAGUUCGGGGAAGAGCGGUUCCAGAAUUCAGGUAAGAUGAAAAACAGAAUCCAAAAAAUAAAAACGAAUGAGUUCAGGACAGGGCGAGAAUGCGGCGAAACCCGAAAAGGCGGUCAAAAUCGGAUGAGGGCUUUUGCUUUUUUUUUUUUGCUUUUGUAAAUCAACGUUUGGGACAGACGGUCGCUCGACAGUGGCCUCUGGAGGCUUUUCGCGUGAGAACAGCGUGGGCGCGAACGGAGCGUGCUCCCAAGAGGCGUUUGAGACUUGAAAAAGCGCACACAGCGGCCUCUCGCGGAUUCGCGAAAACAAAAACUGCACAAAUUCGUACCUCCCGGGACAUAUUUUGUGGCCUCUAGAAACAUCUGCUGGGCUAUGUUUCCACGAUGAGCCUGGGUUGAUCUUCUCGGUUGGCUUGUGUUCACACUGUCUUUUUUCCUUCUGAACCCUGGCCCGCUUGCGUUAUCGAGCUGCCAUUCUGUUUAUAGCUUGCUAGGUGACGGUCAUGAAAGCAAAGCGCCAAAAUGGAAAGACGCCCACAUAUCACGGUCGUCCUGCUUUUACUGAAUCUUUUGGAUUUGGUCAUACAGAAAGCGACUUACGUCCACGUUCAGAACAUCACACAGUGUCUGCAAAAGCUGUUUUUGAAGGAGACAAGUAGAAAUUAUUACUGUGUUUGCCCUGGCUCAAUCAUGCUUGUCACCAAGGUACGAUUCCUGACACACACACAUACAGACACACACACACAAAUGAACAUAAUGAAAACUAUAGUUUGUUGUACAGUCGGUGGUUCACUUCCGUUAUUUGGUACGAUACGAUACCAGAGUUUACAUGAACCAUACCCCAGACCACCUCUUUCAGGCGGACUCGAGUGCGGUUUGUGGGUGCACACCCGAGUUCAGAAGACACUAGCUAAACGUACUGCACUAUGACAUCGAACGAUCCUGGGUGCGGACCAAAAGUGCUAGUGUGAAAGCACCCGAAAUUGCCCGUAGUGUCUGAGUGUGUAUGGCUGUUUCCCAGUGAUGGGUUGCAGCUGGAAGGACAUCCGCUGCGUAAAACGUGCUGGAUAAGUUGGUGGUUCAUUCCGCUAUGGCGACCCCGGAUUAAAUUGAAACUAGAAGAAUGAUUGUUUGCAUGUGUGGUGGUGAGGAAUGAGGACUAGAAUAUUUGCUGUUCAUUUUUCAUGUCAACUUUCUCUAUAAAACCAGAAUCAUACUGACUAUUUUCAUAUAUUGAGGAUGCAUAUAAUGCAUACAGCCACAUGUUUUAAUUUGAAUCAAAUAAGCAGAUACAAACAUUGUGUGUGUGUGUGUGUGUGUGUGUGUGUGUGUGUGUGUAUACAUCUUUUGUUUCUGCUUAUUUGCUUAUUUUUUAUUUUUCAAAGGGUGUCAAUAUUUAUUCGAUGUUUAAAUUGUGCAUGCUGCAUUUCUCUCUUUCAUUAUGUGCAUAUUGGAUGAAAAUUGUUAACAUGUUAAUUAAAAAACAAAACUUUUCAAUAAAUGAGUAAAAUGCA